Messenger RNA from Limulus polyphemus (Atlantic horseshoe crab), 1268 nucleotides. RefSeq names its product profilin-1-like. Lineage: Eukaryota; Metazoa; Arthropoda; Merostomata; Xiphosura; Limulidae. The record is from RefSeq and is a predicted model, not a curated record. Gene Ontology annotation, cellular component: cell cortex. The transcript is spliced from 4 exons. The coding region runs from base 174 to 569 and encodes 131 amino acids. Gene Ontology annotation, molecular function: actin monomer binding.
AUGGUUUGUCGUUCACGUGGUGUAAAUGCUGGUAAGCGUAAGGAUACAAUAGACAAUUUCCGAAGCCGGCAAGGAUAAGGCCGUAAUCGACUAUUGUUUAUCACUUUUAUGAACUCUUCGCUUCAAAGAACAUUUAGAUUUUAUAAUUUUAUUUUCUGAUUCUUAUUAUUAUUAUGUCCUGGCAAACGUACGUUGAUGAUCAGAUCUGCUCUCGUGUCCAAUGCAGAAUAGCAGUAAUUGCAGGGCUUGGUGAUGGAGGAAUUUGGGCAAAGCGAGAAAAUGAUCAAAACUUGCAGAUAACUCCUAGUGAAGUAAAGCUGAUUAUAGACACAAUGAAGUCCAAUCCAGCAGCAUUCCAUGAGACUGGUAUCCAUAUUGGUGGAGAAAAAUACAUUUGUUUGUCUGCAGAAAGUACCCUGCUUCGGGGUAGAAAAGGAAGUUCCACACUUUGUAUAGUUGCCACAGAAAAGUGUUUGCUUGCAGCAGCUAGUUCAGAUGGAGUACCAGGUUGCCAGAUCAACUUAGUUGUUGAAAAAUUAGGGGACUACUUGAGAUUUUCUGGUUAUUGAGUAUUUCAAUUUUCCUAGAGCACAUACACUUCCACUUUCUGUCAACUCUUCAAGCACAAACUGUUGGUUUCUUCAGUAACACUUGUAUUACAUAACAGCAACUUCCUUUUUUCUUCGGUACUUAUGUGGGUUGAGUUUUGAACAUAGAAUGUUUGCUAGUCACAGUACCAGUGAUUGGAAGAAUUGUUAAUAAGUGGUCCACAAAUUUGUCUUUUCCAGAGAUAUUGUAUGGAUUACAUCAUGUUUCGGUAAUUGAUUCUACAGCAUAUUGUACCACUUCAUUGAAAACUUCCUAGUUUCAGAAGAAAUUAGGUUCCUCUGUAGCUGAUUACAAUCAACUACCAUGGAAUAUUUCAACUAAAUCUUUUCUUUUCCUUAAAGUCAAAUCUCGGCAGUUCUUUUAUUAUUAUUAUUAUUUUUUUUUUACUUUUGCUUGUUAUCAUGUUGAUGUUACUUUUAUAAUUUUUGAUGAAAUAUGAAAAAUUAUCCAUGCAGCUAAAUGCAGCUUAACUUUCUUUAAUCUUAAAAAAAUGUUUUAGUUCAAAACGUAAACAGCUUCAGUUUGUAUGUUGUUUUAAUGUGCAUAAUAUAUUCCUUGUGCCAAGGGUUACUAUCUUAAUUCUUAUUUGACUACCUUGUACAGUAUUUGGUAUCAAGCUUUCUGGUUAACACAAUAUAAUAAAUCGUCAUUCCAGUGAG